Rangifer tarandus platyrhynchus (Svalbard reindeer) is the source of this 381-nucleotide messenger RNA. The record is from the annotation of a GenBank genome assembly. NCBI's taxonomy places the organism in Eukaryota, Metazoa, Chordata, Mammalia, Artiodactyla, Cervidae.
AUGGGGCCCCUCCAGCCUCCCCGGGGGCCCAGUGUACUGGGUACACCCAGCACCAUGAAUGCCACGCUCUCAGGAGAAAACCUCACGUCUGAGAAGCAACCCACACCCUGGUCUCCAGGCUCAACUGGGCCUGCCCUGCCAGGGCCAGGGCCACAGAGCACCCAGCCCAAAGAAUGGGCACAUGAUGAACAAAUUUCAAGCUGGUACCACUCCGCAACCCACCGCCACUCUGGCAGACGGCAAAAAUCCCAACCCCCAGAAGCACCUUUCCCACAGAAUGUCCUCCUGGCCCUGCAGCCUGGUGGGUUGAUGGAGCAGGGAGCCCAGGGACAGGCUAUUUUGUUGGGAAUAAAAGACACCAGUCUCCUCAGCACCUCCUAG